Molecule: messenger RNA, 4158 nt
Organism: Neltuma alba
Lineage: Eukaryota; Viridiplantae; Streptophyta; Magnoliopsida; Fabales; Fabaceae
Product: ABC transporter B family member 21
Exons: 12
Coding region: 59-3892 (1277 amino acids)
Biological process (GO): oligopeptide export from mitochondrion
Cellular component (GO): mitochondrial inner membrane
Molecular function (GO): ATP hydrolysis activity; ATP binding; ABC-type oligopeptide transporter activity
Source: RefSeq, a predicted model, not a curated record
CUUAUUUUGUGAAUCAAAAUUUUUUCUUUAGAUCCACGGUAGAAGGCAGCAAUCUGAUAUGGGGACCGAAAAUGGCCAAGACGAAGCAAGCACAUCAAAGAAUGAAGCAGGAACGAGCACCAACGGAGAAAAUAGGAGUCAAACCGAAAAGGCCGAGACAGUUCCGUUUCAAAAGUUGUUCACAUUUGCCGACUCUACAGAUAUGUUGUUGAUGGUUGCUGGCACCAUUGGGGCCAUUGGAAAUGGUGCGGCUUUGCCUCUCAUGACGUUGCUGUUCGGCGAGAUGAUUGACUCCUUCGGAAAUAACCAGGACAGCGCUGACAUGGUCGAUAGAAUUUCCAAGGUUUCUCUGAAGUUUGUGUACUUGGCUGUGGGAAGUGGAGUGGCAGCUUUUCUCCAGGUGGCUUGCUGGAUGGUCACAGGGGAGAGGCAGGCCGCGAGAAUAAGGGGUUUGUAUUUGAAAACAAUUUUAAGACAAGAUGUGGCUUUCUUUGAUAUGGAAACAAACACCGGAGAGGUGAUCGGUAGAAUGUCAGGCGACACUGUUCUUAUACAAGACGCCAUGGGUGAAAAGGUUGGAAAAUUUCUGCAGCUAAUGUCAACAUUCAUUAGCGGUUUUGUAGUAGCAUUUGUGAAAGGGUGGCUUCUCAGUCUUGUCAUGUUAUCCACUCUUCCACCUCUUGUCGUGUCUGGUGCGGCUAUGGCCUUGAUUAUAGGGAGGAUGGCAUCGCAGGGCCAAACCGCGUAUGGAAAAGCUGCAAACGUCGUUGAACAGACAAUUGGCGCAAUUAGAACGGUGGCAUCCUUCACGGGAGAGAAACAUGCAGUAUCUGGUUACAGCAGGUUUCUUGUGGAUGCAUACAGAGCAGGAGUUCAGGAAGGUUUGGUCGCAGGAGCGGGGAUUGGGGCAGUUAUGUUCGUGAUUUUCUGUGGCUAUGCUUUGGCCAUAUGGUAUGGUGCAAAGUUGAUAGUGGAUAAAGGAUACAACGGGGGUACAGUGAUUACUGUGAUCUUUGCCGUCUUAACUGCUUCCAUGAAUCUUGGUCAAGCAGCCCCAUGUCUGAGUGCUUUUGCGGCAGGCCAAGCUGCAGCGUUUAAAAUGUUCAGGACCAUUGAGAGAAAACCGGAGAUAGAUUCUUAUGAUGAAAAAGGGAAAAUAUUAGAAGAUAUUCAAGGGGAAAUAGAGUUGAAGGAAGUUUAUUUCAGCUACCCAGCUAGACCUGGGGAGCUGAUUUUUGAUGGCUUCUCUCUUAAAAUACAAAGUGGAACUACUGCAGCUUUGGUUGGACAAAGCGGAAGUGGAAAGUCCACUGUCAUCAGUUUAAUAGAAAGAUUUUAUGAUCCGCGGGACGGUGAAGUUCUCAUAGAUGGCAUUAACUUGAAAGAAUUCCAACUCAGAUGGAUUAGAGGGAAAAUUGGACUUGUCAGUCAAGAGCCUGUCCUUUUUGCAUCUAGCAUAAAGGAUAACAUCGCUUAUGGAAAGGAGGGAGCAACAACUGAAGAGAUAAAAGCUGCAGCUGAACUUGCAAAUGCAGCUAAAUUCAUUGAUAAAUUACCACAAGGAUUGGACACUAUGGUCGGUGAUCAUGGAACUCAGUUGUCCGGGGGACAGAAGCAGCGCAUUGCCAUUGCAAGAGCAAUCCUCAAAAAUCCAAAAAUCCUACUUCUAGAUGAAGCUACGAGUGCACUUGAUGCAGAGUCUGAAAGGAUUGUGCAAGAGGCCCUUGACAGGAUCAUGGUAAACAGAACUACCGUUGUUGUGGCACACCGCUUAAGCACAGUGAAAAAUGCCGACAUGAUUGCUGUGAUUCACAGAGGGAAGAUGGUCGAGAAAGGAACACACACAGAAUUGCUCAAGGAUCCUGAAGGAGCAUACUCUCAACUUAUACGCCUACAAGAAGUAAAUAAGGAGUCAGGAGAUGGUGUAGAUCAUGAAAACAGGCAUGAACUUUCCUCAGAGUCCUUAAGGCAUUCUAGUCAGAUAAGGUCAUUAGGAAGAUCCAUAAGUCGAGGAUCAUCAGCUGGAAAUAGCAGCCGCCACUCAUUUUCAGUUGCCUUUGGCUUGCCUACUGCGGUCAACGCCACUGAUCCUGAAGCCGAACUUGAAAAUCCAGAAACCAAAGAACAAUCACCAAAGGUUCCACUCCGCCGCCUUGCUUACCUCAACAAGCCAGAGAUACCAGUGCUUCUGCUUGGAUCUUUAGCUGCCAUUGUGAAUGGCGCCGUACUUCCUAUAUUUGGCAUUUUGAUUUCCAGUGCAAUCAAAUCGUUCUACGAGCCAGCUGAUGAAAUGAAAAAGGAUUCCAGAUUCUGGGCAUUAAUGUUUGUGGUACUUGGUAUUGCAUCUUUGUUGGCACUUCCUGCUCGAGGAUACCUCUUUGGCGUUGCGGGAUGCAAGUUAAUCCAACGCAUCAGGCAGAUGUGCUUUGAGAAGGUAGUAAACAUGGAGAUAGGCUGGUUUGAUGAUCCUGAGCAUUCAAGUGGUGUAAUUGGAGCAAGGCUCUCAGGAGACGCAGCAACUGUGCGAGCACUUGUCGGGGAUGCUCUGGGACAACUGGUUGAGAAUCUCGCAUCAAUACUGGCGGGUUUGAUAAUUGCUUUCAUUGCAAGCUGGCAGUUAGCUUUUAUUAUUCUUGUACUGCUUCCCUUGAUUGGAGUAAACGGAUAUGUUCAAGUGAAAUUCAUGAAAGGGUUCAGUGCAGAUGCAAAGAUGAUGUACGAGGAAGCAAGUCAAGUUGCUACCGAUGCUGUUGGAAGUAUAAGAACAGUAGCUUCUUUUUGUGCUGAAGAAAAGGUGAUGGAACUAUACAGAAAGAAAUGUGAAGGGCCUAUGAAAUCAGGGAUCCAUCAGGGCUUGAUCAGCGGAACAGGAUUUGGGGUAUCGUUUUUCCUUCUCUUCGCCGUCUAUGCAACCAGCUUUUAUGCGGGAGCUAAACUCGUGGAGGACGGCAAAGCGACAUUCUCAGAUGUUUUUCGGGUUUUCUUCGCCUUAACUAUGGCAGCUAUAGCAGUUUCCCAAUCAAGCUCUUUUGCGCCUGAUUCUGGCAAAGCCAAGUCAGCUGCCGCUUCUAUAUUUGGAAUGAUGGACAGGAAAUCGAUGAUAGAUCCGAGCGACGAGUCAGGAGCCACAUUGGAUAGCGUCAAGGGAGAAAUCGAGCUUCGUCAUAUUAGCUUCAAGUAUCCAUCGAGGCCAGAUAUACAGAUUUUCCGAGACCUUAACUUGGCCAUACACUCUGGAAAGACCGUAGCGCUUGUAGGUGAAAGUGGAAGUGGAAAAUCGACGGUGAUUUCAUUAUUACAAAGAUUUUACGAUCCUGAUUCAGGCUCAAUUACACUCGACGGAGUAGAGAUUCAAAAGUUGCAACUCAAAUGGUUAAGGCAACAAAUGGGUCUUGUGAGUCAAGAGCCAAUAUUGUUCAAUGACACCAUCCGUGCCAAUAUUGCCUACGGAAAGGGAGGCAAUGCAACUGAAGGAGAAAUCAUAGCUGCCGCCGAACUAGCCAAUGCUCAUAAGUUCAUUAGCGGCCUACAACAAGGAUAUGAUACAGUAGUGGGAGAAAGGGGAAUUCAAUUAUCAGGUGGGCAAAAGCAAAGGGUAGCAAUCGCACGUGCUAUAAUUAAAAGUCCCAAGAUUUUGUUAUUAGAUGAAGCAACAAGUGCAUUGGACGCAGAGUCAGAGAGGGUAGUUCAAGACGCAUUGGAUAGAGUAAUGGUGAAUAGAACCACCGUGGUUGUGGCCCAUCGUUUAUCGACAAUAAAAAAUGCAGACGUUAUUGCAGUGGUUAAAAAUGGAGUCAUAGUUGAGAAAGGGAGGCAUGAGACCCUGAUUAACAUCAAGGACGGAUUUUAUGCUUCUUUAGUGCAGCUUCAUGCGAGCGCUUCCACAUCAUGAGUUUCUUUUGCCCGUUACUUCUUCUUCUUCUUUUCUUUUUUCCCCGAUCCAGUUCACUCUGGACUUUUUUAACCCCUCAAUUUACUAAAUAUUAUCGAAGGCCAAUUUCGUAGCUAUUGGAUUCGAUGCUUUUUAUUUCUCUUGAAAUGUAUUAUUCAGUCCCAAUGGAGGACUAAGCGUGUAGUUCCUCCAAUUGUUUUUUGUAAGAGUCCUUGUUAAAUAUUUACUUGAUUUUUAUUAUAAAGUGUUCUAAGAAUCUUUUUUUU